Babesia bovis T2Bo is the source of this 1382-nucleotide messenger RNA. RefSeq names its product WD domain G-beta repeat family protein. Gene Ontology annotation, cellular component: nucleus. The transcript is spliced from 11 exons. Bases 29 to 1204 code for a protein of 391 amino acids. Gene Ontology annotation, biological process: rRNA processing. The record is from RefSeq and is a predicted model, not a curated record. Gene Ontology annotation, molecular function: protein binding. Lineage: Eukaryota; Apicomplexa; Aconoidasida; Piroplasmida; Babesiidae.
UUAAACUUUUCAUUUAAAUUUCUUCAAUAUGAAUAUCAUCAGUAGCAUAAAAUGGCUGCCAAAAAGCUACACCUACGAGGACUUUUUCCAAAGCUAUAUCCAUACAGUAGAAGCCUCUAGCGAGGUUGAUGGAGACAAUGAAAUGCUUAUUCAAGAUGAUGAAAUAACCAACGAGUUUGACCUCGAUAAUUAUGACGACGAAGAUAUGCCGGGUGAACAGUUCUUUACAUUAUCAAACAAAGAUGAAAAACUGAUUCUAGAGGAUCCAGAAGACAUAGAGUCGAGGAAACUAGAUGAGGAUGAUAGGGUUAUUAUUUGCGGAAAUAGCGGUGAAGAUUGUGCAUCCAUAGAUUUUCAUAUAUACAACACCGCAUAUUGUGGUCUUGAGGCUUGCCAUUCAGUUUUGGUUGGAUCAUUUCCUCUAACCUUAGAAAUUAUACCAAACCUACCAAAUCAUGGGCCGUUGGUAGCUUCGGGUACUUAUGAAUCGCAUAUUGAUAUUUGGGACGUGAGGUACAUUGAUUUGCUAGAACCAACUAUUACUCUUGGAAAUGAUGAAAAAUCGCAAGGAUUAGGCCAUAAAGAUGCGGUGCAAUGUUUGUCCAGUUCUCCUCACGUAGUACAAUUACUUGCUAGUGGUUCCGCCGAUAAUACAGUUAAAUUUUGGGAUCUUCAAGAAGGAGAGGUGCUGCACACAUUCGAUCAUCAUACUUCAAACGUUCAGGCAGUGCAAUUCUCUCCAUAUGAUCCUUCGCUUAUAUUAACGGCAUCUUUCGAUAGAACAGCAGCUCUUUGUGAUAUCAGAGAAUUUAAACAUGUUAGUAGAUUCGUGUUGGAAUCGGAGGUUGAAGCUGCUAUAUGGAGGAAUGAAAACACCCUGAUCAUAUCUACUGAAGAUGGAAUGGUUGCACAAUAUGAUAAAAGAGCAAAUGAACCUGUAUGGAGAAUUAAGGCUCACAAGAAGCCAUGUACUUCGAUUGAUAUUGUUGGUGAUGUAAUGGUAACAUGUGGGCUUGACUCCAAAGCAAAGGUAUACAACAUCGAUUCGACGAAACCAGUUAAAUUGGCGUCAAAAAAGUUACGUGCAGGUCCAUUGUUUAGUGUUUCUAGUUCACCUGAUGACCGAAAUCUUGUAGGUUUUGGUGGUGAUGUGGUCGUUAUAUGGGAUUUGGAAACGAUCAAUGAUGGUGAAUCAAAGGAAUAGAUGUGUAAUGAAGCGUUGAUAUUCUGGACAGCUUAAAAGGUUUGAUUACAAGCACUGUAGUGUUUUGUGGACGCAUAUAGCAGUAAUGAUCAUGAUAUCCUCUCACGAUGAUUUUCCGCUCCUAGGAAAGUGAUCGAUCGAUGUAUCAUGUGCACACAAAUGUCAAACAUUUACACAU